This is a messenger RNA of Papilio xuthus (Asian swallowtail), 1666 nucleotides long. RefSeq names its product cuticular protein glycine-rich 15 (gene CPG15). Lineage: Eukaryota; Metazoa; Arthropoda; Insecta; Lepidoptera; Papilionidae. The record is from RefSeq and is a predicted model, not a curated record. The coding region runs from base 939 to 1616 and encodes 225 amino acids. The transcript is spliced from 4 exons.
GAUGCGAUUAUGUACAUGUGUUUCGGAAGUAAAAACCCAUAGUCACAAAACAAUUAUGAAUCAAACAGUGAAGAAACAUCAAUCUGUGUUAAUGGCAAAGUUGCUCAUUUUUUAUCUUAUGAUUGAUUUAAUGCAUUUACAUUUAAGGUCCAAGGAAUAGAAGCUAGCCAAAUUUGAAAAAGCAUAUGCAAAUAUGGUAUACUGGAGCUAGGUAAUUAUAAAAUGGGUAUAGGAUAUAUCUGAUAUGCUUGUUAGAGGUACUUUACGUAGUAAGUCGGUACUAUGCCCUUUUUGCACCGGAUAUUUUAAGAACAUACGUCAAAUAGUUGAAUGCAAACAUUACAACGUUCUUAUUUGAAUAGCGGAGGAGUGUUUUGUUUUAGUACUCAAGAGAUUGACGAGAACAUCUCAUGUCUCAAGGUGAAGUACACGUGUUAGGGUAAUGUUCUUUUAUAGAUUCUCAUUACCAACAUACUAAAAGCAAUAUCGACAUGACUUCCUUUCCCUUUUAUUUAUUUCAUUGUUAAUUAGGCAUUAUUGUAGUGUGAGUUUAUCCUACUAAAACUUAUACAGCAAAUGUUAUGUUACAUUAAUUCGUGAGAUGUAUUCGAAAACUUCAACUAGUCUCCAGGCUAGUGACAACCUUACCUAUCAAUAACUGUAUCGAUCAUAUUGUUGAUAGAUGCGUUGCUUUACUUUAUGAAAAGAAAAAGAAGGAAUACAUGAGAAGAAAGGGUAAAAUAAAAUACGAUUGUCAUGUGGCACAUCACUCUAUAGAAGAAAAUUAAUAUUCGAAGUAAAUACGAGUAAGUAUGAUGAGAUGACGUUGUCUACAUUCUUUUUAAUUGCUUGACGCCAAAUUCCCAUAAUCGUUGAGUUUCCUCUGAUCCUAUUUUCGUAAUUACGAGUGGGAUUUUUUUAAUCGCAGUGCAGGGACAAUGGCUUGCGUCAGCGCGGUCGAGGAACAGCUUCCGUUCGCUUCUUCAUGGCCCUCGGAGCUUGGCCAGCGAGUGGGAGAGCGGAGUUUGUAUAUAACGCGCCGCCGCCGACCCAUCCACAAGCAGUUACCGAUCAGCUUCACUAUGAAGGUAUUCGUGUGCUUGUUAGCAUUAGCAGUGGUCGCGAAGGCCGGAUAUAUAGGCGGCGGCGGCGGAGGCUGGUCGGGCGGUGGUGGCGGCGGCUAUGGCGGCGGCGGCGGCGGCUACGGCGGCGGCGGCGGCGGCUGGUCCGGUGGCAGCAGCGGCUGGUCAAGCGGCGGUGGUGGCGGCGGCUUCGGUGGCGGCCAUGGCGGCGGUGGACAGGUGAAAAUCAUCAAAAUCAUCACCACCGGCGGAAGUGGAGGUGGCGGUGGAUACGGCGGCGGCUAUGGCGGCGGUAGCAGCGGCUGGUCAAGCGGAGGUGGAGGCGGCGGCUGGAAGCUUGGCGGAGGCAGCAGCGGCUGGUCUAGCGGAGGCGGAGGUGGUGGCUGGAAACUUGGCGGAGGUGGAGGUGGCGGCGGCGGUGGCUGGAAACUCGGCGGAGGCAGCGGUGGUUGGUUAGGCGGUGGUAGCGGCUGGAAGAGCGGCGGCGGCGGUGGCGGUUGGUCCAGCGGCGGUGGCUCUUCGGGCUGGUGGUGAUCUUCUCUAUAGUACAAAUUCGAAUUAAUAUAUUAAAACAUAUCAACCUA